AGACCGUAUGGCACUAAAUGAUGAGGCGGGGCGAUAGAAGAGGAGGAGGGUACAGUGAGUGGGCUUCUAUUUUUUUAUUUCGAGCUCAGUGCUUAGUUGGGAGUUGGAGAUGAUCGACUCAGGGGGUUAUGAUGAAAUGAUGGCGUCGGCGAAUGACUCGCGGCAGCAGCAGCACGUUCAGAAGGACGCAGCAGAUCAGAACUUUGAUUACAUGUUCAAGCUUCUGAUUAUUGGCAACAGCAGUGUGGGCAAAACCAGCUUCUUGUUCCGCUACGCAGACGACUCCUUCACGUCGGCCUUCAUCAGCACCGUUGGCAUUGACUUCAAGGUCAAAACGGUCUAUCGGAACAACAAGCGGAUCAAGCUGCAGAUAUGGGACACUGCGGGACAAGAGCGCUAUCGAACCAUUACUACAGCUUAUUACCGAGGAGCCAUGGGCUUCCUGCUUAUGUUUGACAUUACCAACCAGGACUCCUUCAGUGCUGUUCAGGACUGGGCUACUCAGAUUAAGACGUACUCAUGGGACAAUGCACAGGUGAUUCUGGUGGGUAAUAAAUGUGAUCUGGAGGACGACCGACUCAUUCCAACAGAGGACAGCCAGAGAUUAGCUGAUGAACUAGGAUUUCAGUUCUUUGAGGCCAGUGCCAAAGACAACAUCAACGUGAAGCAGGUGUUUGAGCGGCUGGUGGAUAUAAUCUGUGAGAAAAUGAAUGAAACUAUGGAGGGAGACGGUCCACUUAACAGCCAUAAAGAUCCCAACGUACUGGACUCUCCAGCAGAUGAGCAUAGAGGCUGUGCCUGCUAAAACACCAACACCACACCUUUUUACUUCUGUUCUGCUCUCCAUACUGCAUACUACUACCCUACUGCUGUAUGUACACCUAUCUUGGAGCAAUAUGGCAAGACUUAGACUUGUUGCUCUGGAGAAAGUCUGAGGUCUGAUUUAUCUUCUGCACUUUUUCACAUUUCUUAGACUUAAAGUAAAUCGUGUGCCAGUCUCUGCCAAAAUGGUACAAACUGGUGUACUUUUAAGUGUUUGGCAAACAUUAUUUAUUUGGCCAGUCGAGUUGUGAGUGCCAUAAUAAUCUUACAGUCCUCAUUAACUGUUGCAGAUCAUCAUACCUCAUGUGUUACAAACUUAAACCACUAAACAGCUGGUAAGGGUCUUUGUACUAUCAGCGAACAGAUAAACAGCUGUCCAACCACACCCAUGCAUUCCCUUACAGCCAUGUUACCCACAGCCACCACUUUUCUAAAUCGGGGGCCCCAGUUUGGUAGAAUUUUAGGCUACACUAGAUGUGUCCUGCCAAUUAAUGUUGUUUGUGUUUGUAAUGGGUGCAGUUACUAGCCCAUUUUAUAUGAGCACAGACAAGUCAUUUCUUACAUAUAUAUGUUUCUUUAUGCUUUUGUCAAAUUCUUCACAUUUAUUUUCAGUAUCCACUUUAUUCUGGUCAGUGUGCCAGUAUGUCACACAUAAGCAUAGCUUAUUCCCGUAUUUAUAUGAAGUGGUAAUUUAUUCCAAGUGGUAAGUUUACAGUAACCGACUAGCAAGUUUUUAGGAGAUGGGGAAAAAACAGAAUACCGGAAGUAAACCUAUGCACAUCUACCUGUAUAACCAUUGCCAAUUCCCAAUCAUUAGCUGAGUCCUUCCAAUCACACAACAGUUACAAACCUGGUCACUUCUUUAUAAACUCUGUACAAUUGAAAAUGGACCUUUAAUUGAAGAUCCAAAUCCUAAAUAUCCUAGUCUGCAGCACAACUGUGUCAAAAGGGUACUCAAAGCCAUAAUCUCUGUAUAAUAGGACCACUGUUUUUUCUUGUGUUUAGAUUGGAGUUCCAGUUGACCAAUUAAUACUCCCCUAUCUAUCAAAUUAUUUUCUUAUUUUGUUUAAAUAAAUAUAUGGCUAGGCAAACUCACAAACGAGUGUCAGGUAUGUUGUUGGGCACUCAAACUCACCUGCUGAAACUUAGAGAGCUGGUUUGAGUGACACCGUCCAAUGUCAAUAAGAUUUGUUGAGGAUCAGAUGGACAGAAAAAGCAGGAGCAAGGUCUUCUUUAUGGCACAACAGCCUUAAUCAACUGCUAGAUUCUUGGCCAGUUUGUGUGACUGUAAACAAUGUCAUUCAUAUUCAAGCAGCUUCUAAUUUAUGGCAGCCUUGUUUUAUGGUUGUUCUUGGAUUACAUUUGACCAUCUAGACAAAUUCCCUCUUAACAGAACAGGUGACAGUUUGGGUUUUCGUGGUAUUGGGUAUAUGGAUGUCAAGUAUUAAGCUUUUGAGAAUGCCUACUGUUUCAACAUCCUGGUGCAACCUGGUCAGUAUGAUAACACAUAAACUAAAGUACCUUCUAUGGCACAUUGUUUAAUCUCCACCCCUUGCUUUUCUUUUUCGUAAUUUACCACACAUACAGUAAACUGCCGUUGUUAUCUGUUGGCACCUCUGAGUAGAUACACUCUGGUCUUUUUUUCUUUUGUCUUGUUUUAAUUUAAUGCCAGCCUGCUGAAAAAGUAUCAUGGAUAAAGCAAUUGUCGUUCCCUUAUAAAGAGUACGAAACCUGGUCCACUUUUUAUUAACACUAGCUAUUUGUUUUCUGUAGCUCUGUUUGCUAACUGGGUUUAUUCAGUGUCUGCUACUGUAUUUAAUCAUCUGUGCAGUAUUGAAGGCUUUUGUUCUACUGGACGGACAUUAUUAGCACACCUGACUAGCAGCUGGAGCAGCGCUAGCGAUUAAUACACACAAGCAUUAAUACACACUCUAUUUUACUCAGUGGAUUUUGUAUAUCUGCUCUGUUCUGUUUUGGGCCGGCAAUGUUGAAAGAAGUAAAGAACUGAAUGUAUGGACUGUUUACAAAAUAAAGCUUUUUAUUUAA
Molecule: messenger RNA, 2868 nt
Organism: Trichomycterus rosablanca
Lineage: Eukaryota; Metazoa; Chordata; Actinopteri; Siluriformes; Trichomycteridae
Gene: rab3db
Product: RAB3D, member RAS oncogene family, b
Exons: 5
Coding region: 110-805 (231 amino acids)
Biological process (GO): protein secretion; regulation of exocytosis; protein localization to plasma membrane
Cellular component (GO): synaptic vesicle; plasma membrane; endosome
Molecular function (GO): GTPase activity; GTP binding; myosin V binding
Source: RefSeq, a predicted model, not a curated record